Molecule: messenger RNA, 501 nt
Organism: Drosophila montana
Lineage: Eukaryota; Metazoa; Arthropoda; Insecta; Diptera; Drosophilidae
Source: RefSeq, a predicted model, not a curated record
AUGUGCGCCGCAGGGUGCGUUGACCAGGGUGUUGACCAAAAUCAAAGAUCGGGUCUCGCCUUCGACUGGAUAUCGAACCCCAGGCAGCACACUCCUACUCCAUCCACACCUGCUAUUCAGUUUGCUACAGUUGCAGGUCCCUCGGCGCGCUUUGUUUUUGUUUAUGCUGGGCAGGCACAAGUUGACAAUGCUCCAUCAUGUCCAGCGUACGUGCGGCCAAACAAAUUACAGGGGCACUGCGUCACCUGCAGGAAUUUCCAAUCUACAUUGUCAAAUGCCAUCAAAAGUUGUUGGACAUGUCGUAACAUUAAUUUGACAUUUUACUGCCCUGGACGUGGGCCAAGGGUUGGUAAGCAGAGUCAAUUGCCAAGGCGGUCAACCGCAACGACACAGGACAACGUUUACCCAGACAGCUGUCGGGGAUGCUUCAUCUGCGAAAGCUACGGCAAGCAGCUGCUGCAAGCUGUUGGAGUACCGAAAGUCCCACAAAACAUCUCGUGA